Molecule: messenger RNA, 1371 nt
Organism: Zeugodacus cucurbitae (melon fly)
Lineage: Eukaryota; Metazoa; Arthropoda; Insecta; Diptera; Tephritidae
Exons: 2
Coding region: 506-985 (159 amino acids)
Source: RefSeq, a predicted model, not a curated record
UUAUUAAUAAAAGCAAAACUCUUUAUAAUUGCUAAUAAUUGAAAUUAUGGUUAUUAUGUAAUAAGUAUAUAAAACAAUGUCCAUAUUAGGAUAAACACUGUUUACAAGACGUCACUGUUUGUUUUGUUUUGUUGUUGCUAUUUCCAAAUGAAUGUCAAAUGUUGUUUACACUUGCAAAAAAAAACAUAUGAGUUGUCAAAAUGUGUAAAUUUGAUGAGGUUCAUCAAUUGUGAUUAAAAGAACAACACGUUGUUAUUGUUUCAAUACAAGUAGUUUUAUUUAGUACUCGACCGCGGCCGGUUAUAAACUAUAUUAAUGAAAAUCGAAAAAUUAAUAUAAUUUAUACGGAUAACGGUAUAAGAAGAGUACAAGGUGCAUAAACGGUUGAGGGGUGCUUAAGUUUCAGAUUUGCAUUGACCAACGCAGUGUAGUACGAUUAGUCAACACAUAUUGGACAUAUUGAUAAGGGUUACUACAAGAGUAUUUAUCUACACAGCAUUUUAACAUGGCAACUGGUACAAGGAAGGCUGCAGUAAGGCUGCUGAAAUGCUUUUGCGGUUGCUCGGAAAUGACAGAGGAUGAGGUGCGACGUAUUUAUCGCUUAAGUACACAAGAGACGUUGAAUGACCCACGGGCCGCAAAGAUUUUCCGCAAGUUCUUAGAACAAGAUCGUUGUGGAGAUAAAGGCGAAAUAGAAUGUUACUUGGAUAUUUACGAGCUGUGCAAUGACUAUCUUAAAGAGAGUUCGCUAACGUGCGAACAGUUAAACGCGCUCGUCGAAAUGGAAUUGAAGUACUACUUAGAGAAGAAAUUAAAUUUGUACAUAAUGAUGCUGGAAGAACAACAAAAGCCCGACAUAUCCGUACAUGAAGUAGAACGUGAUUUAAAGCGCAUACAAGCGGACUAUCGUACUGAGAUCGAAACUAGCGAUGAAUACAAAAAUUACAAACAUGCGAUAUUAAAUAAAAUAAAGAGGGGAACUUGAAACUCGAGGACGAGGCAGCGACGAAAACAACGAAAAUUUUAACAAUGGUCAACUGCCUCAAAUAUUUGCUUUCCAACUCACGUACAUAUUUAUAAUAUAUUUAUUUGUCUCAAGUAGUGUUCCAAAGAAACAACACGUUUUAGUUUCCUCAUUCUUAUGGAAUGUUUGAUGCGGGGAAACAUCACACAUAUUUUUGUUAACGAUAUUUUGAUAUUUUUACGUGUCCAUUUAAUAACGUCCUAUGUACAUAUGUAGUUAUUAUGUAGUUUAAGUUUUUACACAAUUCUGCUUUAUUUGUAAAAUAACCAGCAGCUAGUUGCUGUUCAAUGUGCUUAAUUAUACACUUACAUAUGUAAAAUAAAAUUACGUUUUUUGCACACAACUCA